AUGGAAAAUGUGAAAACAAGGCAUACUCCACUAGCUCAGAAGCAUGGCCCACAAGAAGCAGUGGGCAAAGCAAUUGAUCCCUCAGUCUACAGAAGCAUUGUAGGAAGUUUGCAGUAUCUCACACUCACAAGACCAGACAUUACUCAUGAUGUUAAUCUUGCAAGUCAAUUCAUGCAGAAUCCUAACGGCAUGCAUCUUCAGGCAGUAAAAAGAAUAUUAAGGUAUGUCAAAGGAACCAUCGACCAUGGACUAAAAAUCAUAUCACAGUCUUCCUUCCAGCUGUAUGGUUUCUCAGAUGCAGACUGGGUAGGGUGUACCAUUACAAGGAGGUCUACUACUGGAUACAGUAUAUAUCUUGGUGCAAAUUGUGUCUCCUGGUCAUCAAGGAAGCAGAAUACUGUUGCAAGGUCAAGUGCUGAAGCUGAGUAUAGAGCACUGGCAGCAACUGCAGCUGAGCUUACCUAG
Molecule: messenger RNA, 465 nt
Organism: Nicotiana attenuata
Lineage: Eukaryota; Viridiplantae; Streptophyta; Magnoliopsida; Solanales; Solanaceae
Exons: 1
Coding region: 1-465 (154 amino acids)
Source: RefSeq, a predicted model, not a curated record